This is a messenger RNA of Sclerotinia sclerotiorum 1980 UF-70, 1080 nucleotides long. RefSeq lists its product as hypothetical. Bases 1 to 1080 code for a protein of 359 amino acids. The transcript has a single exon. Lineage: Eukaryota; Fungi; Ascomycota; Leotiomycetes; Helotiales; Sclerotiniaceae. The record is from RefSeq and is a predicted model, not a curated record.
AUGUUUGCUGCCACUGUUCUCUCCCUCCUCUCGGUUCCAUUGGUCGCAGCCCUUGCGCCAGGCCUUACACUCGAGUACUCAGUAGAAUUACCUACACAGGGUAUCUUCAUCUCCGCCGAUGGACGCAAGUUUCUUUCCCAGCGCUAUUCUACCACCUUACCACCAAUUACCGUAGAGCUCCUCGCCGACAACACCACAGUAUUGUAUCCUGACGCUUACUGGAACUCCUACAACGCCAGUGAUCCGAGCUCCGACCCAAGCCUUCAAUUUGUUAGUAUUGAUGGUGCUAGAAUUGGACCUGAUGGUCGUUACUGGUUGGUUGAUGGUGGUUCAAGCGGUGUCAAUGGAUCUACUAAGCUAGUAGGAUGCAACCUUACCACCAAUGAAGCAGACAAAAUCUACUAUCUCGACAGCAUCAUUGCUUCCAACAGCGGUAUCGACGACGUGCGCUUUAGUGCUAGUGGGGAAGUCGCCUAUCUGAGCGAUACUGCUGGAGCUCUCGUCGUUUUGAACAUGACAACCGGAGAUGGAGUUCGUGUUCUUGUUGACGACCCAUCUGCCGUUGCAUGGUUCCCUAUGAUGUACAACCAUACACUUGUUCCUGGCUACGGUGCUGCAGGUAGCACACUCGCUGUUGGUCUGGAUCAAAUUGAAGUUUCCCCCGAUGGAGUCUAUCUCUACUAUCAACCAUGCAACGGAGGACUUUACCGCAUCGAGACCGCCUACGUUGAUGCUGCAUUGACCAAUAGCACGCUCGCUGCAUCUCUCGCCGACUACACCACCGCUUUUGCCUUAACACCCAGUACCGGCGGAACUACUAUAGACGGCGAUGGAAACGUCUAUGUUUCCGAUACCAACUUGCUUGCCAUCUGGAAAGUUACUCCUGAGGGAUAUGCAUCUAUUCUUGUUCAAGAUGAUGCUUUGCUCUGGACUGAUCUUAUGUGGGUUACUUCCGACAAGAAAUUGUGGCUUCCAGCUUCUCAAAUGAGACCUGGUGGAAAUGGAUUGAUGGCCGAGGGUCCCAAUAACAUUUUCUCCUACCCCAUUGACGCUGGUCCAUCCCCAAUUGACCACGCUUAA